This is a messenger RNA of Fraxinus pennsylvanica, 1203 nucleotides long. NCBI's taxonomy places the organism in Eukaryota, Viridiplantae, Streptophyta, Magnoliopsida, Lamiales, Oleaceae. The record is from the annotation of a GenBank genome assembly.
AUGGUUGUGGAGAGUGGAUUGCCAGGUGGUGCCUGUAUGGAUUUUUUGCAAGGGACAGGAAAAUGUUCUCAAGCAAGGAAUAAAACAUCUGCAAAAAAAUUUACGUUCAAGAAGAUGGACAAUAAUAUGGUACACCACCUGCUUCAUCUCUGUCAAAUUGCUGCUUCUAAUAAAGUUGAGGAUUGCUUCAAAACAUGGAUCGUACCAGUGGAUAAUGCUGGCUCUGUUCUAUAUAGUGAUCCUGUAUGUGAGAAAAAUAAGGAAAAUAUCAUCAGUCAAGAACUGAGUUCAAAUGCUGAAACUGAGGGUGAGAGUCAUAGUAGUGGUCUGUUUACUUUGACAGAUAGCAACAAAGCAGAAGUAAAUGACUAUGCAGUAACUAUUUCACCAGAUCAAAGCAAAGGUUCUGUGGAUGAUGUAGCAUUACCAGUGGUACCUGAAUGGAAACAUGACACGGAAACCAAGAUACCUGAUUCCUGUAGCUGGACUGAAUCUCUGUUAUACUAUGUGUUGUACAACUUAGAAGACAUCUUUAAUAUUGGAAAUAUAAUUCAAUGUUCAACUAUGCUCUUGGCUGAACAAGUUAAAGUAAGUCAAAGAAGUCCUAUUGUUAAUUGUCUUUUUGAAGGCCCAAGUGAAAGUGGUAACACUGCAAUGGCAACGACUAUAUCUGAUGAAUCGAUGAUUGGGCUUAGUGAAGGAAGUAAAUGUGCUCAGAUUAUCAAGAUAUCAGAUGAUUUAGAAAGUUCAAAAAUGGAACAUCCAAGCAAAAAUUUUGUUGAGCGGAAUACCAGUUUUAAUGAAACCAUCAAAGAGGAAGAUUCUGCAUCUUCACAUCUAUUAUAUCGCCAAGUUGUAGAAAAGGCUGAAGGAACUUUGGACACAUCAUAUGAGAUAGAUCCACUUUUGACCAAUCAUCGUACCGGUAUGGACACUAUAAGAAAAUGCGUGAAGCAAUUGACACGAGGGUGGGUAGACCUAGAUGAAGUGAAUGCUUUGGUGCAACUCAUGACACGGAAAACUGUAGUAGCUAACAUACCAUAUGGUGGAGCCAAGGGAGGGAUAGGAUGUAAUCCAGGGGAUUUGAGCAUCUCUGAGCUAGAAAGACUUACUCGAGUUUUCACACAAAACUGUUUGGAGUCCACACAGAUGUUCCAGCGCCUAAUAUGGGAACAAAUCCACAGACAAUGGCUUGGAUCUUAG